This is a messenger RNA of Serpula lacrymans var. lacrymans S7.9, 2208 nucleotides long. RefSeq lists its product as uncharacterized. NCBI's taxonomy places the organism in Eukaryota, Fungi, Basidiomycota, Agaricomycetes, Boletales, Serpulaceae. The transcript is spliced from 2 exons. Bases 1 to 2208 code for a protein of 735 amino acids. The record is from RefSeq and is a predicted model, not a curated record. Gene Ontology annotation, molecular function: phosphoprotein phosphatase activity.
AUGUCACGGAAUUCGCGUCACGAUCGAUAUCAAGGACAGAGGAGCGGUGAGAGUGCUAGGUAUAGACGCCAAGAUGCAUAUUGGGACUAUGACUCUGUCGAACCCACGCACAAUUAUCAGUACAAUCCAGUCGAGCCCUCAUACAACCAUCAGUUCAAUUCAUACCGACCAAGCCAUGGCCAUAGCGAGCGAUACCACUAUGCAUCGACCAGCGCAAGCCACAAUCACGGACAAGACUACCACCGUGACGGAGACCACACGCAAAGUUUUGCCCAGUACUACGGGGGCAUGUACGGACAGACAUCCCAACAUGAAGAAUACUCUCGCCGACAUGAUGUUUAUAUCCCUGACAGUCGUCGAUAUCAUGAUACGAGCCAUUCAAAUUAUUCUACGCAUAAUGAUCGCCGUCGUGCGCACAGACGGCGCAGUGAAAGCCCACAACGAAACUUGCACACGCGUGCACAGUUCAACUCGGCCUCGAGCCCCGCUCCAGCACCGUAUGUUGCUCCUCCUUCUUUUCGCCUGCCCCCAUCAUGGCCUACCUCCGGUCCGGCAACCCCCGCCAGUACUCCUCCUCCCUCCCAUCCCUCAACAUCUGCGCCACCCACUGGACCACGUGGUAAUCGCUCAGCUCCAGUCCCAUCAAGUCCAUCUCCUUCCUACCUUGCUCUUUCCCUAGAGCCUUCCACCUCGAUACCCCAUUCUUCCGAUUCGCGAAAACUACUUAUUCUCGAUUUGAAUGGCACCCUCCUCAUCCGUUCACAACACCACAGCAAGCGCCGCGUCGUGCUACCUUCGGCUGCAGAAUCUCAGAGCGGUUCACAAGCUUUUCUUGAUGGCAAUGUGUCUUCUAUUGAUCCUGCGCUGAUACCUACUGGUCCCGCCCCGCGUCUUCGAGCAGUGCAGCCUCGUCCUUACAUCCCCACUUUUCGUGCCUAUCUCUUCGCGCCCGAAACGAAAGCAUGGCUUGAUACCAUGGUCUGGUCUUCUGCGCAGCCACACAGUGUUGUCGACAUGGUGGACAAGUGUUUUGGAAAGAGUAAGGCAGAAUUGGUAGCCAUAUGGGAUCGCGGGAGUUUGGGUCUUGGGAAAGACGAUUACUUCAAGAAAACUCAGACUACAAAGGAUUUAGUGAAACCAUGGGCGAAGCUAUCGUCUGAUGCCGCAUUACCGGUCGUUCACUCCGCACUUACCACUCUCCUCCUAGAUGAUUCUCCCCUAAAGGCGAGACUUCAGCCAUACAACCACGUCUGUAUACCCGAAUACGACUCUAAGCUUAGAGGGAAAGAUCUCCUCGCACUGGAAAAACUUUCAAAGGCGAAAGGCGCGAAAAUGGUUGGUUCGGCCACGCAUACAUCGCUAUCAAUGGAAAUACCCCAAUCGUCUUCUGAUAUGCUCGUUGUCCCAAGUGGUACACAGCAUGAACUGGGCGCAACAAACAAGAAGAAACGGAAAAAUAAGAAACAGAAGAGAGCCGAGAUGGAGUCCUCAACGCCUGGUGAUAGUACACCUGCGUUCACGGAUAAUUCUCGAUGUAGUUCGGUAGAGGUAGCUCGACUUUUAGAACUAGGAGACUCUACCACUUCGGAAGAACGAGAACCAUCUCCGGACGAGUCGUGCUUACCCCAGGAAGAGCCAUACGAUCCUACUCUUCUCGCUGUCAUUGGUGUCCUUGAAGCGCUCAAGACCCAGAGUAAUGUUGCAGGAUGGGUACGGAGCGGUGGUCUUUGGGCAGGAAGGCGUCAGCAGCACACUGCUAACGCAGAAAUGUGCAUUGAGUCAUCUACUGAUAGCCACGAAAGCCAUUCUGAAGGCUUGAAGGACCAUGAAAUGGGCGGGGAAUCUGGCGGAAAGAAACGCUCGAAGGAGCUGAGGACUAGAGAAGAAAUUACCGCAGGGGCAGCUGCCGAUAUCCUCGCCGAGCUCAGUGGACGGGCAUCUAACAGUGAUGGUAGUCCGGGCCCACAGAGGAAAGUGAUUCAAACCGGAAAUGACGCAUCCACUGUUGGGACCAUGUCUCGAGAGGAUGCGUUGGACGUUCCCAUGUCGACUGAUGCGCUCGAAAAGGUCACAAAAUUGAAGAAUGAGUCGCAUGAUCCACCAACUAUGUGGUUUGAGGAUUCACUAGCUUUGGCUUAUUGGGUUACCGAGGGGCGAAGGGGGCUCGUGAAGCUAGGAAUCGAGAUCAAACAUGGCGUCGAAGGGUGA